Molecule: messenger RNA, 2020 nt
Organism: Linum trigynum
Lineage: Eukaryota; Viridiplantae; Streptophyta; Magnoliopsida; Malpighiales; Linaceae
Source: the annotation of a GenBank genome assembly
GGACAACACGACAAAAGAUGGUCAAUAAAGAGUUCAGGCGCCGUGAGGACGGACGUACUCGGGAAGUUGGGCGCCCACUGAUAAGAGAAAGGGCAAGGCCGCAACAGCUAGGUCAGCUAGGCGCUCAAAAGCGAAGCUAUGAGCACCUAACUGGGGGGGCAAUUGUUGGGGGUAUUAUGAGCGAGGCCCAAUGGGCGGCAGUUUGGGCUUCCAAGCAACAGAAUUGGGGGGCAAGGCCCAAGCAAGGUGGGGGACGCAUGAAGACAAGACACUAGAAGCCAAAGGAGGUCAAACUGUCAAGAGAGGCCAGGCUGUCAAGUGGUCCAUCGUCUGCGGGCGCCUGUCACGUGCCAGAAGCCUGACAAGGCAGUUGGGAUAUCUGACCAGGAAAGUACAAGACAUUAAAUGGAGACAGUGAUGUGGAGGAGAUCAACCUCGAACUCUGGUGAGUAUAAAUAGGGGCAGUUGGUAGCAUUUACACAGGUUGGAUUAUCUCACUAAACUCUAGCUUUGAGACACUUCUCUCUCUAGAAACUAACUUGGGCGUCGGAGGAUUAACGGGCCCAGGCGCCUCCUCUGUGUUCGUGUGUGUAGGCAGGCGCCCUACAGGAGUGGGUUUGUGAGUGCCGUACUGGGGUAUCGCGUCUCAAACAGUUUGGAUAAUAUAAAAGAAUCUAAAAAAGGUUUGGAUAAAAAACAGACAUUGCCCUUAAUACAACUAUCCUACUACAAACUUUUCCGGAAUAACUUCCAGUACUAUUUUACAAACAUUGAUUUUAACAAUUUAAUUUCUAAUUUCUAAUUCAGUGGUGCACAAUAUCUUGGAGGGCGGAAAGAAGUACAGCAACAACACCAAAUCUAUCGGAUGGGUGCAGUGGUGGUCGUCGGCCAUGGUGGUGGUAGGAAAACAGAGGGGGCGCGUGUAGAUAGGGUUGGGGAAGGGCUCACUCUUGUUUGGGCCCGGGCCCUAUUGGGUUGUUGGGAUUGUCUUCGGCCUGGUUGUUUGGGUUGUUCUUUCAAUCCUGUUACAUUGUUCACUUGUACAUUUCCUUUUGGACAUUGCCCGGUCGUUAUCUUAGUGAACAUCCAUUUCAAAAAAGAAAACACCAAAGAUUGAUUCUAGAUUUCCCUUUCGUGCAACAAACAUUAUUAUAUAUAAAUUUGAAGUUUAGUUACUGUUGCCUAAAAAUAUACUAUUUUGAUACCUCAAAUUUUAUUAAAUUACAACUUAAUCACUAUAAUAUAUAUUUUAUAUUUUAAUACCCAAAUUUAAUUUUAGUGUAAAAUCAUUGAACAAUUAUGUUUUGUUAUCUAAAUUUUAUGAGAUUUGAGUACCUACAAUUUUUUAAGUUUACAUAUUGGUCCAAUGUUUAGAUUUAUCUAAGUUUUAUGAGAUUUGAGUACCUACAAUUUUUGUAAGUUCACAUAUUGGUCCAAUUUUUAGAUUUAACUUGAAUGCAUGAAUCCAGAUCCACCAAUCCUUUUGAACCAAUCCACGAAUCCAAUCCACCAUAACAUAGAAGUAUAAAUUUAGUUUGUACAAUACAAGAUGUUGUAUCACUCAACUGUCAGACAUUGCUCAUUACGUGAAACAUUAAAUAAAUGAUAAAAGAGGGACGACUCUAAAAUAUUGCAAGAGCGAAUUUAUAAACUGAUUUAGUACAUUUAUGGGUUACUAAACAAACUUCUACUAACUACAUGUAACAAAAUAUGCGACAUCUACAAAAGCAAUGGUAAGUGGGGGCUACUUUGUCGAGAGCUUAUAACAGAUUUACAAUGGUAAGUCUAGAGCUACUAGCCUAUGACAUGAACACGUUAGAUAUUUGAUUACUAAUGUAAUCAUUUCUAUUGUGUAUGUAAGAUCGCUCAAUAAUGUGGCAAAUCCUCUUACCAAAGGAUUGCCAAAAGGCAUGAUCUAUGAGACAUCCCAAGGGAAGGGAUUGAGACCUCUUGUGUAGUUAGAAGUAACGGGAACCCAACCUUUUCUUUAGGUAUUCACUAAUUAAAAGGUUCAAUGUGG